Molecule: messenger RNA, 678 nt
Organism: Microthlaspi erraticum
Lineage: Eukaryota; Viridiplantae; Streptophyta; Magnoliopsida; Brassicales; Brassicaceae
Source: the annotation of a GenBank genome assembly
AUGAAGAAAGUCAACUUUGUGUCUGCUGAGGAGAUGGAACCAGUCCAAGAAGGGGAGGAUACACAAUUUGCUGAGGUGUGCUACAUGAGCAAUGGGCAAGGAGGUUACAACAAAGGAUACUAUAAUUACAAGUCCAACCCUGCCAUGUCAUACCGCAACACUGAUGUUGCUAACCCUCAGGACCAAGUCUAUCCUCAACAACAAGCAAGCUCGAUCGAGUCAAGCCACAACAUGGGUAUGGUCAAAAGAACAAUUACCAAGGACCCAAGGGACUUUCCCUGGACAACAAAUGAAUACCACCAGGCUUUCCCCACCAACCACCCCAGCCUGCACCUACAAGAGAAUGAGCUCAAGGCAAUGCUAAACAACUACUUCAAGGGCAAGCUGAUGGAGAUUGUUGCUGCUGAGGCUCCUGGAGUCCAGAUUGAUCAACCAGAAGUGCAACCUACUGUGGCCAUUCACACUUCACCAGUUGAGCUCGCACGACAAGCUCGAUCGAGCUCGAACUCUAGCUCGAUCGAGUCCGACCUCUUCUGUCCCAAGCCGAUUUUGCUUGAUCCUUACCAACCGGUUGCUUCCUCGUCUCGCCUACUUAGUCAAGGUCACAAGGAAGUGAUUCACAAGUUCAGAAGAGAUCUCAGUGGGAUUGGAAUUGAGUUGCCUCUAUGGAUAGCAUGA